CUUAAAAAAUAAAAACUUUAUUAAAAAGCACUUUAAAAACCGACAUCAAAGUGCUGGAUUAAAAGUUCACUUUAAAUCUGAACAAGCUGAAAUAGCAUAGUUGCUCUCAGACAAUUUUAUUUUGUUCACUAGUUGGUAUGUUGGUACAAGUUACGGUUUUGCUUUUAGUCUCGUUUUGGUUUUAGGUUGAAGGACUGGUUUUUGGAUUUCCGGUAUGGUAAGCAUUUUUACAAAACUGCACUUUGCAGAACCUGGCACGAAUGGUGACCCCGCCCUCAGAACCACUGUAGCGCCACUAUUGGUUUACUUCCUGGUAGUUAACAGAGGGAUUCGCUGAUUGGCUCUUUGAACUAUCCGUCAUUGGCGAGGGCGAGAACAAGGCGAAAGUUCACCAAAGUUGAACCAUUUUCAAGGAAAUCCCAUUCUCACGCAAGGAUUACGUUAUCUGACACAUCUCACGUAACGGUUGUUAUAGUAACCACCGAGUCUGUGUCAGCGGCAGCGGCCACCUUUUCCGCUUUAAUCGCAGCAUCCUGUCUGGGUUAAACCCGUUGGCAGAGGAAGACCCUUUGUUAAAAGUCUGUGGGUCUCCGGCGGGAAAAACGCUCCGCUCCUAGUCAAAGAUCAUCUCUGUGAGGAUGAGUAGAGAAAAGCCAAAGUCGCUGUUUUUCCUCGGACUUCCAGAACUGAAGAAGCUGGUGUGUGUGACUCUGAGUCUCCAGGAUGAAGACGACCAGGAGCCUCGGAGCAAACAAAUGAAGGCCUGCAGAGCGCUGGUGCUGCUGUACUCCGAUCUUCUGGCCUGUCCUUCCCUGGACUCCUUCACCGGCAUCAGGGCUGUCAUGGCUAUCCAGUUCUUCCAGCGAGGGUUCCUGCAGGCGUUUGCUCAGAGGAACAACCUGCAGCUGGGCUGUCCUCAGGCUGUGCUUCCCGCUGACCUCCAGUGCUGCCUGUCAUACUCACUGAUCACCCGACUGUCUCCCAGGUGGAACAAAGCUGGACUCUACCUGAUCGCCGGAACCGACUUCCUGACUGAGAGAGGGAGGUUCAACGCCAUCAGCAUGGAGAUGAGCACCAGCGAGGGUCGGCUGUGUCUCAGCCUGGAAACAAACCGUGUUUAUCUUCCUCCAAUCACGCUGGAGGACUUUGAGCUGCCCCCGAUAGUCCUCAGGAGGUUCUACAGUGACUCAGACUCCGUCAUCAACCCCUCCUCCACUGGGAGAGCCAUCUGGUGUCAUGUUCUGCCCAGCAUGAAGAAAGGUCAGAUUGUCUCCAUCAGCCGCCAGCUGCCCCGAGACGGGCCGUUCGAGUCCUACGUGGACCUGCAGAACCACUGGAACCGUCUGUAUGGUUACAGGCUUCCUGACCUGGCUGAAGGUCAGGUGGUUUACUGCAGCGUUUACUUCAGACCUCUGGGACAGAAACUCUUCACAUAUCCUCUGAGCUGCGUCCGGCUGCAGCCCGUCCAGCUCUGUGCUCGGGUCGACCUGCAGGGGGCGCUGGGCUCCUUCCUGUCUGACAUCAAGGACCGGCUGCAGACUGUCUGUGGCUUCCCGGCCCGUCUGACCAGUAACCCCCGUUACACCACGGUCAACUUAAACACCACUGCAACCAUCCAGGUGCUGAACAGUGAGCAGAUCAACCUGGUCUCCUCCAUUUUCAUCAGACCCAUCCUCACCCAGCUCCCUGCCCCUCCUCCUCUUCCCCAGCCUCCCAGCACCUCCUCUGACUCCCAGCCUUCCUCCCGGACCCCCCUGCUUCUGCAGAAGAAUUCUGAAAACCUGCUAAGAUCCAGUCAGACGGACCUUUUCUCCUCCUCCUUUUCCACUUCCUCCCCCUUCCAGCCUGCUUCCUCCCUCUCAGUCCCCCCGCCUAGUCAGAUUCCUCCCAUCCCCCCUCCAAUGGUUCCAAUUUUCAGGAACAAAAAUCCGUCCCACCACAUCAAUGUCGCUCGGCUGCGAGUUCUGAACCAGGAGCAGCAGGGCAGGAGGAGGAGGGGGGAGAGGGGGAGGAUAACCUUACCCGUCUUUGGAAGGGAAUCACCUUCUUCUUCAUCAGCUGCAUCUCGUCCUCUUCCUCCUCCCAUCAUCCCUCGCUUCAGUCGACCUAACCCCUCACGCAGCACCAGCGGGGGCCCUCAGCCCAGAAUCACCUACGUCUCCAGCCUCAGCCCGGUGUCAAAGGUCAAACCUGACAUCAUCGCCCCUCCUAAACUGGAGAUCAGACCUAAAACCAAACCCACCAGGAAGGUAGAUCCUGGAGGGAAUACCGAGACUGGAUCCAGUCUUCCGCUGGCUGCUGAUGCUUCCAACGAGGAUCCAUUCAUCAGCAGUAAGAAGAAGGAGCACAAGUCCAGGAAGCCCAGAGCUGUGGUCCAGGAUGUGGACAUAGAGAGACUGGCCCAGAACAGACAGCUGUGGAAGGUGAACUCGGCCUCCCUGCUGCUGUUUCUCAGACGAAGAGGAGUUCCUGUUGGUGCCAAAGAGAGGAAGGAGGAGCUGAUGAUGAAGGUCAUGAGCUGUUUGGUUGAGGCCUGACACACACACACACACACACACACACACACACACACACACACACACACACACACACACACACACACACACACACACACACACACACACACACACACACACACACACACACACACACACACACACACACACACACACACACACACACACACAGAAAAACAUGUUGAUUAAAUUAGGUUUUUAAAUAUGAAACUUCUGACUUUCAGCCAUAAAAUUUCAGGUUCUUGUUGUUGUUUACAAACAGGUUGUUUGUGUCUAAAUGUUUUCAGCUGUUGUUGAACUUCCUGUUUAUAACUUUAUUGUUUAAACUAGUUUAUUAAAGUUUAUUAUCAAAGUAA
Messenger RNA from Nothobranchius furzeri (turquoise killifish), 2872 nucleotides. It is a transcript of the gene c7h18orf63, whose product is annotated as chromosome 7 C18orf63 homolog. NCBI's taxonomy places the organism in Eukaryota, Metazoa, Chordata, Actinopteri, Cyprinodontiformes, Nothobranchiidae. The record is from RefSeq and is a predicted model, not a curated record.